AUGGCACUUUCAUUCAUGGACCGAUUUUCCUCAGAUAUACACACUCUCCUUGAUCAUAGCAAAUUGAAUAACGUCUUAAUCACAGUGGGUUCGAAGAAAAACACUAAAGAGUUUCAAGCACAUUCUCUCAUACUACGAGCAAGAUCUUUGUAUUUUAAAGCAGCAUUAUCAAGGAAAUGGGUUAAAUCAAGGAACGGAAUCAUCUUGCUCAAUGAAUCGAACAUGGAUCCAGACAUAUUCGAAAUUUUAUUGAGAUACUUUUACAGUGGGAAACUAGAUAUAACUCAUAUUCCUCCGCAAACAAUACUUUCUCUACUCGAAGCGGCAGAUACAUUACGCGUAGACGAACUCAUCAUUCCGAUCCAAACAUUCGUUCUUUCUACUUAUUCUCCCUGGCUUAGACGACAUCUGGCACUAGUUCAUCGCAUCGCAUUCAAACACCCACCAUUCAAGUUACUCCAAGACUUUUUCAAUCAAAUUAUCAAAUCACAGCCGGAACUAGUGUUUGAAAGCGAAGACUUUGUUGAUGUAGAAGAAACGUUACUAAUAACGUUGUUAGCGCAAGAUGAAUUGAGAAUGCAUGAGUGUGAUGUAUGGAAUUAUACAAUAAGAUGGGGACUUGCAAAUACAAAAGGCAUAAAAGGAAAUGUAGAUUGCUGGUCUCAGUCCGACAUCGACUCGCUCAAGUCAACCCUCAAACAUUGUUUACACCUGAUACGCUACUUCAACAUCUCUGCGGACAAUUUCAAAACGCUUGUGAAACCAUAUCGCCAUAUAGUUCCGUCUGAGAUAUACGACAAAGUAACGUUAUCGCCUGCGCUACCUGACAACGAGGUUGUAUAUUCCGGUCUAUGUCCACGAAGGGGUCCCAUCGAGUCGACUUUGAUUAACACUAGACAAGCAGCCGUGAUUGCUUCCUGGAUAGAUCAAGGAUUGACCACAACCGAAUACGGAUGGACUCCAUACGCAGCUGAAAAUAAUCCGUUCGAGUUUCACUUGCUAAUCAGAGGUUCCCGCGAUGGUUUUACUUCCAGGAAAUUUCAUGAUUAUUGUAGUAUGCAAGGCGCGACGGUAACGGUUAUUAAAGUACGCGACACAGAAGAGAUUAUUGGCGGAUAUACGCCUCAUGAUUGGUAUGCACCUAGACAGGCCCUCGUCAAAUGGAAACGAGCAAGGAGGAGUUUUAUAUUUUCGUUUGGUAGCUCGAUUGAAGAUAAACCUGUCGUAUCUAGGGUAAAGCACUACGGCUGCGCUACUGCUAAUUCGUCGGUACGGGGACCAUGGUUUGGGGAGGCUGAUUUGGGACUGAAAGGACAUUUUAAAGAAGAGAAGUUAUGUGUUUGUAAACGAGUGAGUUACGAUAAGGAUAUUAGACAGAGCGCAGAGAAUUUCUCGGUUGAAGAGUAUGAAGUAUUCAAGAUCGUCAAAAAGACGUCUAACGAAAAGUGGAAUGCGAAGAGAGAUGAGAAGCCUGCAAACGACUGUAUAGCCGAGAACAUAGAGCUGGAUGUGAAAGAAGUUAAUAUAAUCAGUGAUGCAGUAAGCGUUGGCAGCAAUACUAGCGAGACGGUUGAUUACGUAGACGAUAAUGACGGAAAUGGAGUCGGAAUCAAAAGUGAAGAGGUUGAGAAAGAGAGCGAGCGAGUUGUACAAGAGGGGAAUAAGAGCAGAUGUAUAAGUAUUAAGAGAACUGUUAAGAAAUAG
Molecule: messenger RNA, 1704 nt
Organism: Paraglomus occultum
Lineage: Eukaryota; Fungi; Glomeromycota; Glomeromycetes; Paraglomerales; Paraglomeraceae
Source: the annotation of a GenBank genome assembly